Cuculus canorus (common cuckoo) is the source of this 1087-nucleotide messenger RNA. RefSeq names its product palmitoyl-protein thioesterase 2 (gene PPT2). Gene Ontology annotation, cellular component: lysosome. The record is from RefSeq and is a predicted model, not a curated record. Lineage: Eukaryota; Metazoa; Chordata; Aves; Cuculiformes; Cuculidae. Bases 156 to 1043 code for a protein of 295 amino acids. Gene Ontology annotation, molecular function: palmitoyl hydrolase activity; thiolester hydrolase activity. The transcript is spliced from 9 exons.
UAACACCAGUAACGCGCGAGACGUGACUGACAGCAAAGCCACGAGCGCACCAGUGCCACCAGUAACAGACACCAGUGACACCAGUGACACCAGUGACACCAGUGACACCAGUGACAGCGGCGGCACCGCGGCACCAGUAACACCAGUAACGACAGAUGCCCCCGUCGAGGCUCGCCGUGGGGCGCGGGGGGGUCCCCCGACUGCUGCUGCUGUUGGUUUUGGGGUGCGCGGGGGGCGCCUAUCGCCCCGUCGUCAUCAUCCACGGCCUCUUCGACAGCCCCAGCGACUUCCGGCACCUCAGAGCCUUCAUCAAUGAGAGCCACCCCGGGACGGAGGUGACGGUUCUGGACCUCUUCGACCGGGGGGCGUCGCUGCGGCCGCUGUGGCUCCAGGUCGAGGGGUUCCGCCGCGCGCUCGCCCCCAUCAUGGCCAACGCCGCCGACGGCGUCCACCUCCUGGGGUACAGCCAGGGAGGGCUGAUCUCCCGCGCGCUCCUCGCCACAACCCCCGACCACAACGUGCGCAGCUUCAUCUCCCUGGCGGCGCCGCAGAUGGGGCAGUACGGGGACACGGCGUAUCUGCAGUGGCUCUUCCCGCGACACAUGAAAUCCAAUCUGUACCGCCUGUGCUACACUCCCCUCGGCCAGGGGGUGUCCAUCUGCAACUACUGGAACGACCCCCAUCACCGCGAUCUGUACCUGAACAGCAGCGAUUUCCUCGCACCCCUCAACGAUGAACGGAUGCACCCCAACGCCUCCGAGUGGAAGCGGAACCUCCUGCGCAUUCAGAACCUCGUCCUGAUCGGAGGCCCCGACGACGGCGUCAUCACACCCUGGCAGUCCAGCCUUUUUGGUUUCUAUGACGCCAACGAGACGGUGCGAGACAUGGAGGAGCAGGAGGUGUUCGUGCGGGAUACGUUCGGGCUGCGGACGCUGCUGCUCCGCGGGGCGCUCGGGGGCUGCGCGGUGCCGGGGGUGGCGCACACGGCCUGGCACUCCCUGCGCCCCAUCUUCGAGCGCUGCAUCCGCCCAUGGCUCACCUGAGCCCGCCGAUAGGGGGCGCUAUGGGGCGCUAUGGGGCGCUAUGG